Molecule: messenger RNA, 5169 nt
Organism: Vespa velutina
Lineage: Eukaryota; Metazoa; Arthropoda; Insecta; Hymenoptera; Vespidae
Product: WD repeat-containing protein 55 homolog
Exons: 8
Coding region: 319-1521 (400 amino acids)
Molecular function (GO): protein binding
Source: RefSeq, a predicted model, not a curated record
UGUCUCUUCGUGUCAUUUAAAAAUCACGCGUACUAUUUUUGACUUUGAUUGUUUUUGAUUAAUUUAAAUAAAUCAAAACUAUCAAUAAGGAUUAGAUUAUAAAGUUAAUUAUAACGUGAGUCGCAUAAAUUGUUUAUCGCCUUAAUAUAUGUGAUUAUAAAGUUAAAUUCGAAUCACAUGUUAUUUAUUCUCAUGGUCUUGUCUCCUUGCAUAACCUAUACAUUUUUUAAAUAACGUGUUCAGUUAUUAAGAAAAGAAGUUUUAUAUGUUAAUGAAGUGUUUAAACUUGUUCAAAUAUUGUUAUGGUAUAAUUUUACAAUGCAUUUAGAUUCUAAUUUAAAUUCGGAUACAGAAAUGGAAUGUAACGAUGAAGUAUCUUACGACACAAAUAUAAAUCAUAAUUCCCCUGCCACAGGUGCAUAUACGUGCAGCAGUAGAGAAUUCUUAACGUUAAAUGAAAAUGAAGAAGAAGAUGAAACGGUAAAGGCUAUAAUUAGAUCUAAAGAAUUACAAAGAAUUCAUCCUCCAACGAUUACAUUAGACGAUUUUAUAGUAGAUAUAUGUUUUCAUCCUGAAAAUGAUAUGAUUGCUGUGGCCAAUAUCCUAGGAGAUGUUAUGUUAUUCAAGUAUACUAAUGAAGAGACGAAACUCGUGUCAACCAUGGAAUUACAUCUCAAAGCUUGCAGAGACAUCGAAUUCAGUCACGAUGGCCAAACACUUUUUUCUACAGCAAAAGACUUAUCUGUAAUGAUUACAGACAUGGAAACUGAAAAAUUAAUAAGAUUAUAUGAAAAUGCUCAUGAACAACCUGUAUAUACCAUGAAUAUUCUUGGAGAACACGGAUUUGCAACGGGUGAUGAUGAUGGCGUUGUUAAAUUGUGGGAUCUUAGACAGAAAGGUAAUACUCCUAUAUUUUCAAUAAAACAAAUGGAGGACUAUGUUAGCGCUAUGAUUACGAAUAGCGACAAUAAAUAUCUAGUGUGUGCUAGUGGAGAUGGAUCGCUUACAACAAUUAAUAUGCCUGCAAGGAAACUGCAUCUCCAGUCGGAAGAAUACGAAGAAGAAUUUUUAUGCCUUGGUCUAUUUAAAUCAGAGACAAAGAUUUUAGCUGCUAGUAGCAAAGGAAAAAUGUAUGUAUUUAAUUGGGGAGAAUUUGGUCUACAUUCGGAUGAAUUUCCAAGUUUAACGAGAAAAGCUCUAAACUGUCUGAUUCCUAUUACAGAGAAUAUUGUAAUAACUGGCGGUGAGGACGGAAUACUUAGAGCAACAAGUUUAUUUCCGCAUCACCAUCUUGGUGUAGUAGGUCAGCAUGAUCUUUCUAUCGAAGUGCUUGAUGUUAAUAGCGAUGGCACAUUAAUAGCAUCCUCUUCUCAUAACGACGACAUCAAAUUUUGGAAUGUAGAGUAUUUGGAAACAUUAAAUACUUGUGAGCGUAAAAAAGGUGGUAAACAAAGGCAAAUGAUACAUAAUCUACCAAGUAGUAAGGUUAACAACGCAUCAGACUUUUUUGCAGAUCUUUGAUCUUUUAUAUUAUUGACGACUCUCUUCACAGAUUUACCUUUAUUGAUGAUUCAUUUGGCGUAAGUACUCAGGAGCAUGAUAAUGUUGUUGAGCAUGUGCAAGCGAAGGAUGUAUUGGCGGAGGAAAACAACGGACGUGUUCCACACUGGUCGCAUCGCUAUCUCCACUUUUUAAAUACUUAUUUAAUACAGCAAAAAUUUGAGAAUUUAAUACUUGGAAUCUUCUUAUACGAUCAACCAUUCGUUUUAAACGCUGUAAAAAGAAAAAAAGGAUAGAAAAAGAAAACAAAGAAAUGAUUAAACUGAACAAGCACAAAAAGAUAAAAUAUAAGAGAAUGUUGAAUAAAAAUGCAUACGAUUCCUUUGACAUUUUCAUCCUUGCCAUCUACACGCUGCACUCUGAGAAUGUGAUAGCAAAAGUCAAGAGCUUCGAACCUUCUUUGUUGGCCAAGAAGUACUAUCAUAGCGCAUCCAGCCCAAUGUAAGCCUUCGCCAAAUAAUUCCCUACGGGAUAUAUAUAUAUAUAUAUAUAUAUAUAUAUAUAUAUAUAUAUAUAUGAUGAUUUUGUAUCAUAGAACUAAGAGUAAGAAUUCUGUUAUAUUACUGACUCAACGGUGAAUUCUGUAUCUCCAACAGGAAUGCAAUAUACAAAUUGUAGAGCGCUCCAAAGUCUAUGGAAUUCUGUACAUUCGUCCACAUUCAUUACUCCAUUCGCAGGUGGUGGCCCAACCCAAAUAGGAUCAUCUAAGAAACUGCGCAAUCUGCUAAGUACAAUUUCAAAUAUCGAUAAGCCACAACAAAGUCGUUCUCUCGUUAACAAGUCUCCUUCUCUAGCAAUCAUUGCUUGCUAGAAAAAUAAAUGACAAACAAAAGUUAUGUACGAUUUCAUAAUUAUUAAUUCAUUCAGUAUUAUUAAUUACCUUAGCAGUACCCAAUUUAUCUACAUUAGGUACAAUCUGUAACGCUGCAUAUUUGGCUUCAAGUCGCUUUUGUUUGGUUUCAGGUUUUUCACCCUCUGCAAUUUCAUCCAUUAAGAAACAUUAUUAUAUGCUUUUAUUCGAAUAAUAAAAUCAUAUUAUUCGAGUAAAUAAUUGUACCUUUACAAUAAGGUCUAGGUAAUAUAUUUUGGAAUGGUGCUGCAUGUAAUAAAUCGCAAACUUCUUCUUGCGAAAGUGCUUGCUCCAUUAGAAGACAAAAUAAAAUGGUAUUACCGAAUUCUCGAAAAUUAUGAAAUAAUUCUGUUUUCGCAUCAGGAUAUUGUACGAUGUCGUUUAACUGAGCAUGAUAAUAUCCCAAUACUCCAGGAGAUCCAUAAUCGUAACGAGGAAGCUUACAAACUUUUGGCAUAGCUUCCAUUAAAGUUUUAGUGAACUGAUGUAAGCUUCCUUGAAUUAACGACUUAACUAUUUUUAAAAGUUCCUCCAUAACUACUGCUAUACCUUGAUACCCUAAUAAUUUACACAUAGUACGGAAAUGAUAUGGCCCAACGAAUCCAGAAUACUGUCCAUAUUGGGUACUAUAUGCUAAAUUUAAUUGCUUGCUACCCCAGAGAUAAUGAUGAGACAUUUGUGGCGGUUUAUCUCUAUGUACUGGUUGUACAAAUUGAAGACCACGGCACUUGACGAACCUUCAAAGAAAUUUUCAAAAAAUGAAUGAAUCCAAAAGAUUAGUCGUAAUUAGUAAAGGAAUAAUUAAGAAGAUUUAUUUUACCUAUUCGUUGCAGCAUUGUAACAAUAAUUUGGUAAAAAGUCAUAAUUCAAUUCCCAAAAUACAUGGAGUGUUAUUCUUCCAUACGGAGCAAGAACAUUAUGAUUUGCUUCUCUAAACAUAGCAUCGUAUUCAUCAAGUGCAAGCCAUUUGCUUAGUAGUUUAUGAGUAAGCCGAUUGACUUGUAGUAAUCCUUCUAGUUCCUGCGCGCGCGUGUGUUUGUGUGUGUGUGUGUGUGUGUGUGUGUGUAUAUAUAUAUAUACAUACGUAGCGUAGAUAUGCAUAUACAUAUACAGGUAUGUAUUUAUUUUAUAAAAUAAAUAUAAGUCAAAUGUAAAUAUAAAUGCAUGAACUUUAGCUUGUUAAAAAAAUAAUAUUAAGGCGCAGUAAUCUUUUCAACUUACCACUACUCCUGUAAUAUCUCCAGAUUCAAAUUUACUAAUCGCUAAAUCUAAUGAUUUUUGCAUAUCAGCAUUGAUACGUUGGGUGAUUAGUUUAUUUAAAUCAAUGCUUCUUCCCAAUAAUUGAACGUGUCGUUGUUUUAAUAAAGUUUCAUAUCUAUUAGCACGGGGAUAAGAAAGUAAAUAUGCUCCUAAAGCUACGCAUUCUACUCUAAAUCGUUUAUCUAAUAAAAUACUAGCAGCUAACUGUUUAUAAUGAGCGAAAAUUUGUUCGCUUAAUUUAUAAACAAACUGAUCGAAACAUAAAUUAACUUCAGCCUCGACUUCAUCGUAAAGAAAUUGUUUUCGAAAUAUUGUUAAUGCAUACAAUGCACUAUCAUUGUAGAGAUCCAAGGGAUAUAGAACAUACCUAAAAGAUAUAAAAAUGAAAUGAUUAAUCAAGUAUUUUGCAUAUCCAAUUAAUAUGUCUAUAAUAUUUUUACAUACUCCAUCAUUGAUGGCUCCUUGCUUCUUAAUAUAUGAUCAGUCAAUAUCCAAGGCAUGGACAUUUCAAUUGGAAACUAUAAUAAAGAAUAUAAUAAUAACGUUAACUUUAACAUAGGACAUUAGGAUAAGAUAAUAUUAUUUGUGAUAGCAGAUAAAAUACUUGAAUUCGUUUCUCCAUUGUAAUUAAAUCGCUGCAUUCCUCAUUAUGCUGAUGACGUACUUGACAUUUCUAAUUAUUAAAGAAUAAUUAUAUAUUAUGAGAACGUACGUCAGAAAAACGUUUAAUUUUAUACGCAUAUAUAUUUUAUUUAUCAUUUGUAAAUAAAAAAUUAUAUGUUAAAGUCUAUUAUAAUUUUUCACAAGUUCAUUAAAAUAAUUGAAGAAUAAGCAAUGCAAGGUGAACGAUAAAGUCAUUUAAUAUUAACUCAAUUUAUAAAUAAGCAACAUGUUCACCUGUAUUUUUCGGCCCAUAGUCAUUUCUAAAUAAAAUUCUCUAUACCAUAAUUGUGACAAGUCGCAACAAUUUUGUAACGAUUCUAGAAAGAAAUAUAUAAAUAUUAUUACAUUACUUUUUAUAUUUGACAGAAUAUACGUACCGCUAAAAUUCAAAAGAUAACUCCAAUAAAAACUGGUUUUAUGAAACUGAUCAAUUUGUACAAGAUAUUGUCCAUCGAUAUCUUUUCUCAAUGUACGUUUACCACCACUCUUAUCAGCAAUUAAUGAUUCCAACAUAGUACGAACCAUAUAGAGUUGCGUUGAGGAAGGGCCUGGAUGAAAAUAAUCAAGUAAUACAAGAAAUUCAAGAUAUAAUAAUCAUUACAAUAUUGAUUAUUAUUUUGAUUUCAACUAACCAACAUUCCUUCGUGGGACUUUAAUACCAAAUCCAUUAUCUGGAUCUUUUUUUCCCUUUAAAGCAGGAUCUCCUAAUGGUUCAACUCCAAAAUGCCAAUCAGCGCAAGUUUCUCUCACAGAAACAAUUAUGCUAAAAGGAAAAAAAUUUUUUAUUUGCAUUUACUUAAAAUAAUACUAUGCUAAUAUAAAAUAUUGCCAUGUUA